This is a messenger RNA of Pseudomyrmex gracilis, 902 nucleotides long. RefSeq lists its product as uncharacterized. NCBI's taxonomy places the organism in Eukaryota, Metazoa, Arthropoda, Insecta, Hymenoptera, Formicidae. Bases 246 to 881 code for a protein of 211 amino acids. The transcript is spliced from 6 exons. The record is from RefSeq and is a predicted model, not a curated record.
GAUUUUCGUGCGAGAAAAUAAGUUCAAGAAUCGCGAGGUUCAGAUAGUUCUGAUUGAUCAUUCCGCGACUAUAAACCAGCACUGUAAUACGGGCUUUAUCUGCUGCACAAGAAACGAGAGACAAAAUAUUUUUGAUCUGUCAGAUCUUUUAGGAUAUUUUUAAGACAUGGAUGAGAGAGGAGGUUAGUUGACUAUUGUAAAGUAACAUAGAAUUACGUAUCUACUGUUGGUAGAUCUACUACGAUAUGCACAGAACAGAGGAAGACUCAGAUUGGGACUGCGAAAUGUUUAAUAAUAAAGAUCUCACAUGCGAAAAUGAAAAAGAUACACAGGUGCUUGAAGAAAACACAAGAGUGAAUACACAGAGCUAUAAUCGUCACACAUGCUGUGUUGCUUGCCGUAAAAUGCAGAAAACGUUACUUCAGAAAAUGGAUGUGCUCAUAAACUUACUCUCAAGUCAACAAGAAAAGAUAUCACUUUCCGCAUCUAAUGCUACAUAUGAGACAAAUAUAUUACCACAUUUUCCAUUAUCGACAACUGAUGAAUUGAUGCGAUUUAACGAAGAACUUGAAAAAUAUGAAGAUCUCAAAAUAAUAUUCAAAUCGAGUAUCUCAACACUUGGGGGAAGAAGUCCUGAGCAUAAAGUUAGAAAUAUAUUAAAGCAUAUACUUACGGAUGAAUUGUGUCGUCAAAUGUCAUGGACGGGACAGAAGGGCUCUAUACCUAUUAAAGAUAUAAUGACAAUCUCUAUAAUAACAGACUAUAUUUCUAGUUCGACGACGCUCGAUAUUUAUACUAUACAUAAAAUAAUUGCAGAGUGGUUGCGACACGCGGGAGAUCGCAUAAGAUAUAGAACAAAAACCGAAAAAAAAGACGGAUAAAUGAUGAAAGAAAUAAAAACC